Molecule: messenger RNA, 3576 nt
Organism: Nothobranchius furzeri (turquoise killifish)
Lineage: Eukaryota; Metazoa; Chordata; Actinopteri; Cyprinodontiformes; Nothobranchiidae
Source: RefSeq, a predicted model, not a curated record
AUGGAGCAGGUAGACGAGGCUGGCAGCAGAACUGGACAGCAAUGCAUGAGUAUUAUCUCACUAUCUGAGGUUGGACAUGUGGACAUUCUGUCUUCCUUCUGCCAAGGCAAAGGGUUGUCCUACAGUCCACGUAGUUGUCCACCAAAGAGAGCUGCAGGAAACACCACACGGAUGAGGAUCUCUACGGCAUGGCAGCAGCAGAUCAUCGAUAACAACACAGACUACAGCAGCCGCAUCAAUGUGACUUCAGACCACAAAGGGAACAUCCUCAUCAUUAAGAACGUCCAGCUCUCUGAUGAGAGGGAAUUCUUCUGCCAGGUUAACGGACUGGCAGCUGGGAAUGCUGAGAGGAAAACCCACCUCAGAGUGUUUGCUCCUCCAGCGGCUCCAGUCAUCGAGGGCGUCCUUACUGGAAUAUCAGUGACCAACUCAGUUCCAUCCAAGGUGGCGUCAUGCGAGGCUCAAAAUGGCUUCCCAAAACCCAACAUCACCUGGUACAGGAACGGUCUGCAGCUGACGCCUUCGUCAGGAUAUGUUAACGUUCUGACUCUGGUGACCCGGGAGUCUAGUGGGUUCUACUCGGUUCAGAGCACCCUGGAGUACAACGUCGUUAAGAAGGACAAGGACUCACAUUUCUCCUGUGAGGUCUCUUUUUCUGUCCCAGGAGCCAUCAGGACGAUGGAGUCCCACAGCAUCAACAUCACUGUUCACUACCCCAGCACCAUGGUGGAGCUGUGGAAGGAGUUGCCCCAGGGCCUGGUCAAAGAGGGGGAUACUGUGCAGCUACGUUGCCACGGAGACGGCAACCCCCCAUCGCCGUUCAUUUUCACCAGAGAACAAGAGCCGGAUGAGGACUUGGAGAGCAGCGGGAAUUUGUUGAUCCUGUCGCCGGUGUCAAGAAAAGACAGCGGCCUCUACCAGUGCCAGCCGCUGGAUGCUGUUGGCAACAAGGACGUGAAAGGAGAAGUGCAGCUCACUGUGCAUUAUUUGGAUCCAGCAGUUGUGGUGCCCAAAGACUCUGAGUUCAUGCUCAAAGGGGAGGGACUGAUCGCGACCUGUAAUGCUCUGUCCUCCCUGAAAACAAAAACCAUCUGGUACAAGGAUGGGAGGAAGGUGGGUGAGGGUAACUCUCUGCACCUGACCGACGCCACCUAUGAAACGAGUGGAAAGUACAUGUGUGAGGUGACUGCCCCCGCCCUGCCCACCCUGCGCACCAGCGGCUCCAUUCACAUCAUCGUCCAAGGUGGUCCCCAGAUGGUGGGCGAGGAGGAGGCGGUGCAGCUGGAGGAGGUGACCGGCAGGACAGUGAAUCUGAGCUGUGAGGUUAAAGGACAUCCGCCUCCCAGCAUCACCUGGAGCAUCAUCGGCAGCCAGAGCUGGCAAGAAGUGGUGAGCAAAGCAAAUGAUCACGUGAUCCACAGCACGGUGUCAGUCCUAGUCACCUCGGACGUCAGCGCCCUGUGCAACGCCUCCAACGACAUGGGCACUGAUGUGAAGGCUUUCAGCAUCAAAGCCAUUCCCAGAGUCACCACGACUGCUUCCUUCUCUCCUGUAGAGGGCGGUGGGGUGAUCAUAGUGGUGAUCAUUCUGUGUCUGCUCCUGCUCGCUGUGCUCGGCAGCGUUUUCUACUUUCUACACAAGAAGGGAAAGAUUCCCUGCGGACGCUCAGGCAAACAGGAAAUCACCAAAGAGAAGGCCACCAAAGAUGACAUUGUUGUGGAGAUGAAGACUAACACAAAGAACAAGGAAGCUGUCCUCCUGAAGGGCGUCAAUGGAGAGCAGAAAGGUCCUAAUGACCAGGUAACUGUUGUGUAAAACCACAGUGAUCCAGCGGCGUCGCGGCGGACAUCAGGUCGCCUGAAGCGGCGGCCGGAGUUUGAGCUGAGGAGGCUCCAGACCUCACACUGAUCUGAGACCUGCAGACUUACAGCUCCUCACAGCCUGCACAUUCCUCCCUCCCAUCAUGCUUCGUUUUCAGCAGUAUUACACACACACACACACACACACACACACACACACACACACACACACACACACACACACACACACACACACACACACACACAGGUAUGUUUGUACAGAUGUUUGUUUUUUAUUUGGUUUCCAGCUGUGUUCAUUUCUUGGUUGUUUGGUUGCUGUCUGACGAUGUUUUAUGUGCAUCAUCGUCAUUUUUUCUAUCAAAGUGUAAAUAUUUUAUAUAUUUUGUUAUUUAAGAUAUUUUGGCACUCACGUGUUCGUUUCACAGCAGCGCCUGGCUCGUGUUCAUAAAUCCCAACGAGAUUUCACACAGGAAGUGACCUGAGGUCAAACGCUCGUUCCAAGAGGAGUGUACUUGAAUUCGCUGCCGUUAUUUCUGACGUUAGAGUUGCAAAACUACAGUUUAUUUCCAUCAAAAUCAACAUUUUGAGUGUUUGAUCAUCAGGAGAUGUGGAAGCUGAGCUGCAGGAUAAUCAGUAGUUUUAUGGAUGGAGAGAGACACACUGGCGACCUUCUUUUCCAACUGCUGUCUCGUUCUUGUUUGUAAAUACGUGUAGUUUAGAGACCUCCGCCGGAGGGCUGAAAGGGUCGGAUUUAGAGAUCUGCUGUGCCUGGUUUUUGACAUCAUACACUGAAGUUUGUCUUGAAUCUGUUUGGUUUUUGUGUUUCCACUGAGAAGUCGCUGCCUGGAGAGGCGUCCCAGUGUUUUUGCAUGUUUCACUCAGUUGGUUUUGGACAGAAAAUGAUCAAAAAUGACCAAUGAGAAGGUAGAUUAAUAAAAGCAGGCAAGUUUCAGAUUCAUUUAAUAUGGAUAAAAGAAAUAAACUUACAUUUUCUUUACUAUUUAGACCAAAAAGAGGAUUUAAAAAAAAAACAGUUUUCCCUCAUAAUCUAUAAGAAUAAAUAAAUCUGUAGAAAUUUUCACCAGACUUGAUAAAAAAAAACAGAUGUAAAAAUAUCUUUGUUUGCGUUUAAAUUUUUUAUGCCUGCCUAAUAAAACAAACAUGGCCGUGUUUUAGAACAUGUGUGCAGAAAACCAGGAAGUACCUUCAGUGACCUUCUGGGUUUUCCAAAGCUUCACGUUUCAGAAAAGCGAUUGUUCAGCUUUGUGAGUCCAAACUAAUUAUAGAGGAUGAACCACAAACUGGGUUUAUUCUGAAACAAGAAAAACCUGCAAAAACACUGCCGGCUGCUUCUAGAGGCCAGCGCUGUGAAUAUUCUCCACUGUGUAUUUCUGUUGUUGAGGUUUUUUGGUUCCUGAGAGUUCUACACUGCCCUGAUGACUUGCAACGUUAGAGUAGCGACACCAGUUUAUUAUCCCCCCCCCCCAGUUAUCCACUGAAACGUGCCGCCGUGUGCAGAGUGAUGCUUUCUACAUGAAGCCAUAGCACAGACUUCUGAUCAGAUCCAUGAAUCUGCACCUCAUUCGGUUUCAUUUAGAUUUCUUAUGUUAGUGACGAGAAACGGAGUCUGAAACAGAGUUUUAUGGGGGGUGUUUCAAACGUGUGUAAAUUAAGUCAUGUACAUGUGAUUCUUUGAUGCUUGUGCUUUUUUAUUUUGCAAGAAAAUAAUGCCAAAUAAAAGUUUUGUUGAAACAAA